Propithecus coquereli (Coquerel's sifaka) is the source of this 576-nucleotide messenger RNA. RefSeq names its product lipase, member I (gene LIPI). The record is from RefSeq and is a predicted model, not a curated record. NCBI's taxonomy places the organism in Eukaryota, Metazoa, Chordata, Mammalia, Primates, Indriidae. Bases 1 to 576 code for a protein of 191 amino acids. The transcript is spliced from 4 exons. Gene Ontology annotation, molecular function: lipase activity.
AUGAGAGUGUACGUUUUUCUUUGUUUGAUGUGUUGGGUAAGAUCUGACAAUAGAAGACCAUGCCUUGAAUUUUCUCAGCUAAAUGUAAAGGAUUCCUUCAGAGAUUUAUUUAAUCCCAGAAUAGAGAUAAUUCUGAUGAUGUAUACAAGGAACAAUCUAAACUGUGCUGAGCCGCUAUUUGAGCACAAUAACUCACUUAAUAUUAAUUUCAACACACAAAAGAAAACAAUUUGGCUUAUCCAUGGAUACAGACCAAUGGGCUCCACUCCAUCAUGGCUUCAGAAUUUUCUAAGGAUUUUGUUGAAUGAAGAAGAUGUGAACAUAAUUGUAGUAGACUGGAACCGGGGUGCUACAACUUUUAUUUACAAUAGAGCAGUUAAAAACACCAGAAAAGUUGCUGAGAAUUUGAGUGGGCACAUUAAAAAUCUUUUGGUGGUAUCAAGAAAGAAUGCUAAUGGUUUAGAAACGGGUAAGGGAAAUCAGAACAUACCACCACUUUGCAGAUAUAAUAUUGCACUUAAAGAAAAAGAGGAAGUAUUUCUUAAUCUAGACACAUGUACACCAAAGGAAACAUAA